Messenger RNA from Parathielavia appendiculata, 350 nucleotides. RefSeq lists its product as uncharacterized. The transcript has a single exon. NCBI's taxonomy places the organism in Eukaryota, Fungi, Ascomycota, Sordariomycetes, Sordariales, Chaetomiaceae. The record is from RefSeq and is a predicted model, not a curated record. The coding region runs from base 25 to 237 and encodes 70 amino acids.
CGGCACGCGGUGGUAUGAAGGCACAUGCUGCUGUUGAUUCCAACAAGUGGGGCGCUUUCCACUGCAUGCGAGCGGCUGGCUGCCCCACACGCGCAUGGCCCGGCGCAGAGGAAACGCGCUCCAAAUCAGAACAGGGGUCCAAAAAAAAACAGAACCAAGCAAAUCAGCCAAGUCUCGAUCAGUGAUCUGAUUGAGUUGCACCUGCGCGUUCCGCCGUAUCGGCAUUGCCACAUUUAAAGCCCGCUCUCUUCCCCACGUUCUCAAACCUGCCACCAACCUUCGUGCUCACAACCCGCAUCUUACAACCGCUGCACAUUUUCAGCCUCACUUCACUUUUUCACUCAAACCAU